AUGCCAUUAAUAAUAAUUUCUCAUCCUUCUACAUUUGUUUCUUAUACAUUAGCCCAUUGUAUUCUACAAACAUAUUUGGUUCGAGUACCUCUGCUUAAACUUGUGGUGGUCGAACAUCAACAGGUUAAUGGUGGUGGAGGGUUAUUUAAUAAAUCCAAUCAUGAUAUAAGUCCCUGGUGUGGUGUAAGUAUGGUAAAUAAUCCCCAUUUUGUUAAUAAAGAUAUUUUGAAUUUUGAAUUUAUUAUAGAUUUGUUAAAAAAUUCAGGAUCAAUAUAUUUGAGUCGUGUAAUUCCAAUCAUUCCUACACAUCAGGGGUACAAUAUGGAUAAACCAAUAACCAAUGUAUUGGAGGUGUCUAUUGAAAAUCCUCUGAAUUCUAGUGUUGGAUUGAUAUACCACCCUAUACUCUUGAUGAAUAAUUUAAGAUUUAAAUUAUUUAAUUCAGGUUUAGUUUCAUUUGUAUCAUUAAGUCCAAGUUCCAAGUUAAAUAUUUUGAUACUGCAAAUAUCUAAACAAUAUAUUAAUCAGGAAUUUGUGGUACUUGAUUUUAAAAGUAAUGAUAAUGCUAGAUAUGAUUCAUUUUUAAUCAAUUCUAAUCUAUCAAAAUUACAUACUACUACUACUAAUAUUAAUAUUGUAUAUAAUUUUAAAAUUCCAUCAGAUAUAUUAUGGAUCCCUAGAUUUAAGGCCAUGACAAACAUCCCCUUUACUAACCCUUUAUAUUCUUAUCAAAUCCAUCACGGACAAGAUCAAACCAAGGUGGUACAAAUCAUCAAUCAAACAUACCAUAAAAUUAGAGAUGAAAUUAUUAUUCAUUACGAUUUAUUCCAAAGUCUUGGAAUUUGUGACAAUUUAAUACAAAUUUUAAAUCAAAUUCUAUUAAUAAACCGUCGGUUUAAACUGAAUCUAUAG
This is a messenger RNA of [Candida] anglica, 912 nucleotides long. The record is from the annotation of a GenBank genome assembly. Lineage: Eukaryota; Fungi; Ascomycota; Pichiomycetes; Serinales; Debaryomycetaceae.